AUGUCUGGUAAACGUGUAGCAAUUAUUGGUGCUGGAGUAGCUGGUUUGGUAUCAAUAAAAAGCUGCCUCGAAGAAGGUCUGCAACCGGUUUGUUUCGAGAGACACGAUGACAUAGGCGGCCUUUGGUACUACACAGAACAGCUACGCAAAGGUCAAGGAGCUGCCACAUAUGACUCGGUAGUGACCAAUCAUAGCAAGGAGAUGUCGUGCUUCUCCGAUUUUCCAUUUCCGAAGGCGUGGCCACCUUUCCUGUCACGUCUGAGAGUACACGAGUACUUGCACAGUUACGCUGAUCACUUUGCUCUGAAAAAAUACAUCACAUUUAACGCUAAUGUGAUAAGAAUAGAAACGGCUAUCGAUGGUGGUUGGACGGUGAUCAUUUCAAAUGGCAUUGGUGGAAAGACUGAAGAAAUAUUUGAUUAUGUGAUGGUUUGCACAGGUGUGUUCAGUGAAACACACUUCCCGUCAUACCCUGGAUUUGAGAACUUUGAUGGAAUUAAGAUUCAUUCCAAUGAGUAUCGCGAUUCAGGUAAAUUCAAAGACAAAAGAGUUGUAGUUGUUGGAGCUGCCAAUACCGCUGGUGAAGUUGCGUGUGAACUAGCUAGAAAUGGAUCUAUACAGGUGUUUUUAAGUAUGCGAAAUGGUACCUUGGUAUUUCCACGCAUUGGAGUGCAGUGCAUACCAUGGGAUCUCUUGUCUUCAAGAUCUGUAGUGGACAGAGGUAGGAUUCUUGACAAAAUUUCAAAAUGGCGUAUCCAAGACCACACAAAAAUAGGUUUACAGUGCUCGGAACCCGCAACAGCGUCAAUUAUGGCAAAUGAUGACAUACAAGACCGCAUCGUACAAGGAAAGCUGGAACCUGUGGUCGGAAUUGAAAAAUUGGGGAAAAACAGUGUAACUCUUGUAGAUGGGAGAAUUCUAGAUGAUAUAGGUGCCGUCGUCUUCGCCACUGGUUAUAAAAUAGCUUUUCCAUUUCUCAAGGACACUUGGGUGUUUGGUAAAUGUCUCUAUUUCUAUGUCAUGAUCAUAGAUUAUAGUUAUACAUCUGCCAUUGUCACCAGAUAUUCUGUAUCUGAUUAG
Messenger RNA from Saccoglossus kowalevskii, 1080 nucleotides. RefSeq names its product dimethylaniline monooxygenase [N-oxide-forming] 2-like. Lineage: Eukaryota; Metazoa; Hemichordata; Enteropneusta; Harrimaniidae. The record is from RefSeq and is a predicted model, not a curated record. Gene Ontology annotation, molecular function: flavin adenine dinucleotide binding; NADP binding; N,N-dimethylaniline monooxygenase activity.